AUGCAAGAAAAUGGGCCGUCAAAUAUCGAGUAUGCAGCACGUAUGAACUAUGAGCAACUACCCAGAGUUAACCAUGUCAAUCACCAAAUUGAAGGAAAGCUAGCAUACCUACAUCUCGCUAUUGCAAACAAAUCCAUCACACCAAUGUGGGACUGCGACGAACAGAUAUGGGAAGCACUCCGAACCAAACCACCACUCGCCCACCGACCUCCAGACUACUCUCGAGCAAGAAACGUCCUACCACAAUUCCACAGAAACGAAGAAGAACUCUGUACAUACACAACCAAAGCCAUCCACCUCCUCCUAACUCGUUACAACACUCUCCCCCCAGAAACCGUUCGUCUCCUCAUACCCCAAAACGCCUCACCAAGUCUCCGCGGCGGAAUGAUCCAUCAAAUGAACAUCCUAGCGCAGGAAUCAUACCGUACAGCAUUCGACUUCCUAAUGCAGAAAUGCAACCGCGUAAUCGCCUUUACCGGCGGCAAAGAAUUCUGGAUCCAAAUCCCCGAGCGCCAGAGACGAGAGAUCUGGGGCGAGGUAUGGGAUCAGUAUCCUUGGUACGCAUUGCUUCGGUUCCGGGCGAGGCAGAGUCAGGUUGUGGAUUUCGCGGCGUUGUAUGGGGGAAUGGAUGAGGGGAGGAAGGUGUGGCAGAGGUAUUUUAGGAGGGUGUGGGUUGAGAUGGCGGAGAGUGUGUAUUUGAAUAUGAUUAUUGAGUAUAAGGGGUGGCUGGAGUUGUCGAGGGGUAGUAGGGGGAUGAGUGAGUUGGGAGUGAUUGGGGUGUGGGGGAUGGUUUCGAGGGGGCGGUGGUUGAUGCAGCUGGGUGUUUUGGAUGAGGGUGAUUUGCCUGUGUGGGUUGGUGGAAUGAGGGAUGGUACAUCUGGAGAAGUUAAGGAGGCUUUGGGUACUAGCGUUGAUAGCGAAGAGAGAGAUGUGGAUAUGUAUGAAGAAUCAGCACAUAAAUUAGUUGGUGGAUGA
Molecule: messenger RNA, 975 nt
Organism: Glarea lozoyensis ATCC 20868
Lineage: Eukaryota; Fungi; Ascomycota; Leotiomycetes; Helotiales; Helotiaceae
Exons: 2
Coding region: 1-975 (324 amino acids)
Source: RefSeq, a predicted model, not a curated record